Molecule: messenger RNA, 2481 nt
Organism: Bufo gargarizans (Asiatic toad)
Lineage: Eukaryota; Metazoa; Chordata; Amphibia; Anura; Bufonidae
Product: protocadherin gamma-B6-like
Exons: 1
Coding region: 1-2481 (826 amino acids)
Biological process (GO): homophilic cell-cell adhesion
Cellular component (GO): plasma membrane
Molecular function (GO): calcium ion binding
Source: RefSeq, a predicted model, not a curated record
AUGAAGGUAAAAAGACAGAGAAAGAAACAAUGGAAGCAGAUAUAUCAGGUAUUUUGUUUUAUCUUCUUUAUCAUUGAUACCAAUGGGCAGUUACAAUAUUCAGUAUUUGAAGAAGUGAAGCAAGGAUCUGCAAUCGGAAAUGUUGCAAAAGAUAUUGGAUUAAAAGUAAAGGAAUUAGCAAAUAGGAAUUUGCAACUUAUUUCAAAGUCAAAAAAACUAAAUUUCAAUGUGAAUUUGGAAAAUGGAGAUUUAUAUGUCUUAGACAGAAUUGAUAGAGAAACAUUAUGUGGAAUAAAACCUACCUGCUUUAUAAAUUUAGAGGCUGUAAUCGAAAAUCCUUUGAAUUUUUACACAAUCACCAUUGAAAUCCAGGAUGUGAAUGAUAACUCUCCGAAAUUUUCAGAUAAAAAAAUUGAUUUAGAAAUCAGUGAACUUACCUCUCCUGGUGCCCGCUUUGCUUUAGGGAAUGCGCAAGAUCCAGAUUUAGGUACCAACUCAAUACAAAGUUAUACAUUAAGUGGUAAUGAACACUUUGGUCUUGGAGAAAAAAUUACAACAGAUGGAAUAAAAUACCCAGAAAUUAUACUAGAAAAAUCAUUGGACAGAGAAGAGCAAAGUUUAUAUGAGCUAAUAUUAACAGCAUUGGAUGGAGGUAACCCACAGAAAUCAAGCACUGCUACAAUUAAGAUUAUUGUCCAGGACUUUAAUGACAACCUACCUAUGUUUAGUCAGGAUACAUAUCACAUAAGACUAAAUGAAAAUGCAGCUGUUGGAUCUCUUGUAAUUCAGCUAAAUGCGACUGAUGAAGAUGAAGGUUCUAAUGGUCAAAUAACAUAUUUCUUUAGUCAUAUUCCUGACAAUGCAUGCCAAUUAUUUACCAUUGAUUCAUUAAAUGGGGGUGUAAAAGUAUUAGGAAACUUGGACUAUGAAACAUCAGAUACCUAUGAAAUGAUCGUAGUGGCAAAAGAUGGUGGAGGUCAUGUGACACAUUGCAAGGUAUCAAUACAAGUAAUAGAUGUCAAUGACAAUACACCAGAAAUAACUAUCACAUCUCUCUCAGCUACAAUCUCAGAAGAUUCACCACCAGGAACUGUCAUAGCAUAUUUAAAUGUCCAUGACCUGGACUCUGGUAUUAAUGGUGAAGUUGCUUGUGAUAUCUCAGACAUUUUGGCUUUUCAGCUAAUUCCAUCCUCUAGUAGUUACUAUAAACUAGUAACUGCAGGUAGCAUGGACCGAGAAAGAAACCCGUCUUACAAUGUUAACAUACAAUGUAUAGAUAGUGGAUCUCCUCCACUCUCUACCAAUAAAACUAUUCAACUAAACAUAUCAGAUGUUAAUGACAAUGCUCCAGUCUUUGAGAAGAUGAACUAUGUUCUAUAUAUUGGAGAAAAUAAUCAACCAGGUACAUCAAUACACAAUCUCCAAGCUUCAGAUUUUGAUUGUGAUGAAAAUGGGAAAAUUACUUAUAUCAUUUUGAAUAGUAAUUUAGAAGAUAUUCCUGUGACAUCAUAUAUUUCAAUUAAUUCUAUAAGUGGAGUGAUUUAUGCCCAGAGAUCAUUUGACUAUGAGCAGUUGCGGGAAUUUCAGUUCCAGGUGAUGGCUAAAGACAGUGGAUCUCCUUCUCUAAGCACUAAUGUCACAGUGAAGAUAUGUAUCAUUGAUAAGAAUGAUAAUGCUCCUAAAAUUCUCUACCCAUCACCAGAGACUGAGGGAUCAGCAUUAUUUGAGUUUAUUCCUGACUCUGCUGAGAAAGGUUAUCUGGUCACCAAAGUGAUUGCAGUGGAUGCUGACUCUGGACACAAUGCCUGGCUCUCCUACCACUUACUACAUGUUUUAGAACCAUCAUUAUUCACUAUUGGACAAUAUACUGGAGAAAUCAGGAUUGGAAGAGAUCUUCCAGACUCAGAGUCUUUAAGACAAAAAAUUGUGGUUCUGGUGAAGGAUAAUGGAGUCCCAUCUCUGUCAUCUACAGUGUCAGUUAAUUUAGUUGUAGCUGACAACUUUCAACAGGUUCUACCAGAGAUAAGAAGACAACCUAAUACAUCAAUUACUUCUUCCAAUGUAACUUUCUACUUGGUAGUUUCCAUAGGUCUUAUUUCAAUUCUAUUCAUUGUAACUGUGUUAAUUACAAUAGUGUUAAAGUGCAGGAAAUCGAAUUCUCCUACAACCUAUGGAGCUUAUAGUGGGAAUCUAUACCCUCAGUUCACCCUGCAAUGUCCUUCUGAGAUCAGUGAUACAAGUUUACCUUUCCCAUUCUCAUAUGAUAUGUGUGUGACUUUGGACUCAAAGCAGAAUGAAAUAGCUUAUCUGAAACCAGUGCAGAACAUUCCCACAGACAAUCUCAUAGACACUGAAGAAUCAGCUAUGAAUUAUUCAUCCAACAGUAACUUGACGACUACGACUACCAAUAUUACACAGGUAUGGAAGUACUUCUUGAAAUCCUAUCUAUUGAUAAUAUUUUCAUUUUUGCAAUGUUCUUGA